Messenger RNA from Oryctolagus cuniculus (rabbit), 1152 nucleotides. The record is from RefSeq and is a predicted model, not a curated record. Lineage: Eukaryota; Metazoa; Chordata; Mammalia; Lagomorpha; Leporidae.
AUGGUGGGAGCUCCAGACCAAAGGCAGCAGGCUCGAGACCUCAGCAGAGAUCCUGUUGGUGGGGCCUGCUGGUCAGGCUGUCUAUUGCCUUUGUGGUUGAUGUCCAACAUGAGCGCCAACGCCAGCGACCUUUGGCAGAAGGUCUUAUAUGAGCGACAGCCUUUCCCUGAUAACUACGUGGACCGGAGGUUCCUGGAAGAGCUCCGGAAAAAUAUCUAUGCCCGGAAAUACCAAUACUGGGCUGUGGUAUUUGAGACCAGUGUUGUUGAACAGCAGCUCUGCAGUGUCUGUGUUUUUGUGGUUAUUUGGUGGUAUAUGGAUGAGGGUGUUCUAGCACCUCGCUGGCUUUUUGGGACUGGCCUGGCUUCUUCAUUGAUUGGGUACGUUUUGUUCGAUCUCAUUGAUGGAGGUGAAGGGCGGAAGAAGAGUGGGCGGACCCGGUGGGCUGACCUGAAGAGUGCUCUGGUUUUCAUUACUUCCACUUACGAUUUUUCACCAGUGCUAAAGACCCUUACAGAAUCUGUCAGCGCUGACACCAUCUAUGCCAUGUCCGUUUUCAUGCUCUUAGGCCACCUAAUGUUCUUUGAUUAUGGUGCCGAUGCUGCCAUUGUGUCCAGCACACUGUCCUUGAACAUGGCCAUCUUCGCUUCUGUCUGCCUAGCCUCACGCCUUCCCCGGUCCCUGCAUGCCUUCAUCAUGGUAACAUUUGCCAUCCAGAUUUUUGCCCUGGGGCCCAUGUUGCAGAAGAAACUGAAGGCAUGUAUUCCCCGCAGUAAUGUGGGGGUCACACUGCUUUUUGCAUUUUCAGCCUUGGGAGGCCUGCUGUCCAUUAGUGUUGUGGGAGCCGUACUCUUUGCCCUUCUGCUGAUUUCCAUCUCAUGUCUCUGCCCUUUCUACCUCAUUCGCCUGCAGCUUUUUAAGAAAAAUAUUCAUGGGCCUUGGGAUGAAGUUGAAAUCAAAGAAGACUUGUCCAGGUUCCUCAGCUAACUCGGGGACCAUAUUGUUAAAGCAAGCUAACAGACUAGCCUUCUAACAAAUACAAAAUUUGAAGGAAAAAUGCCAUCCUGGAAGCAGCAGGCUGAUGUAAGAGAACAGAGGUCAAAAGAAAAACAGAAGCAAAAGCGUGGUGGUGAGAGUACUUGUCCUCUGUGU